Knipowitschia caucasica is the source of this 993-nucleotide messenger RNA. Lineage: Eukaryota; Metazoa; Chordata; Actinopteri; Gobiiformes; Gobiidae. The record is from the annotation of a GenBank genome assembly.
AUGACCAAUGACAGCCUCGGAAUAAGAUCACGUGGUCACAUUUCUCCAUACCUUCCACAGUCAGCGUGCUACUUUUUAGCACAGGUUAUUUGUUGCUUUUUUCCCCCGGGGAGAGAAAGAACCAUGGGCCGCCUGGAUGGGAAAGUAAUUGUGUUGUCAGCGGCUGCACAGGGGAUUGGACGUGCUUCUGCAAUUGCUUUUGCUAAAGAAGGUGCCCAGGUAACUGCAACAGACAUCAAUGGAGAGAAACUGAAAGAGCUGGAUGGGAUACCAGGGAUUCGUACUAAGAUUGUGGACGUAACAAAGAAAGACCAAGUAGAUGCCUUGGCAAAGGAGCAUGACCAUGUUGAUGUGCUAUUCAAUGUAGCUGGGUUUGUUCACCAUGGUUCCAUCUUGAAUUGUGAAGAGGCAGACUGGGACUUCACUAUGGAUGUCAAUGUCAAGAGCAUGUACCUCAUGUGCAAAGCUUUUCUCCCAAAAAUGUUGGCAAAGAAAUCAGGAAACAUAAUCAACAUGGCAUCAGUGGCAUCAAGCAUAAAAGGUGUUGUUAACCGGUGUGUCUACAGCACGUCUAAAGCAGCCGUUAUAGGCCUCACCAAAUCCAUUGCAGCAGACUACAUUGAGCAAGGCAUACGAUGCAAUUGUGUAUGCCCUGGUACUGUUGACACUCCAUCAUUGAGGGGAAGGAUCCAGGCUCAGCCUGACCCUGAACAGGCGUACAAAGAUUUUAUGGCGAGACAGAAAACGGGAAGAAUGUGCACAGCUGAGGAAGUUGGAUUCUUGUGUGUCUACUUGGCUUCUGAUGAGUCUGCCUAUCUGGUGAAGUUUAUCUGCCACACUGAGCCGGGGACGGUGCAUCAGACUGACUUCUGUUUAGGUCAACUAAUGAAUGAAUGGAAGCUUGAAGUCGAGGCAGGAUACAAUCAGAAGUCACAACCCUCCAUGGCCAACUCCUCCCACUGGCUGCAUGUACAGAGCUCACCACCGAAGUAA